AUGGAUGCACCUGUAGUAUGUAUUGGAGGAAGCAGAGUAUGGAGAGCUGUAGUGCCAUUGAUUUGUUUUGAGAUGAUAGAGCUACAUUGCCCGGAUCGUGUGAUGAGGCAAUUUGGUAUUACGCAGCAUGUCCCGCAUCCAGUGGAUACCAACGAAAAAUUGCAUGAUCUGAAUAGGCAAGGUCGCGGUGAUGUGGAUUGGAGUAUCCAAAAUGCCACAUGGAUAGCACAAUGGGAUGAUAGACUUAGCCAAAUCGCACAGGAGCGAUUCCCUCGAACGAGCAUUGACGAGUAUAUGCAUUGGUAUUUCUCGAUAACUAGACGGGUUAUUGGUGCUCCAUCGACAGUGAGACGACUUGCAGAUCUUGACUAUGCGCCUCAGGGGGGUCGACUACGAAGAGUGGCUACUUUGGCAUUGGCGGGAGCGAGAAGAGCUGCUAAUGCAUUACGUGAUGCAGUAAAUGAGUCCGCCGCUUCCAUUGCAACUAAUUGGUUGGGGUCUUGCCGCGACAUUCUGGAAGAGGUUGGUGAGGGUAAUCGAUUUGAGGAGAUUAUAGGCAAUGUGGAAGCUAUACCCCAACAUCGUCGCAGGCAUCCAGGAGGUCCAUCACAUAUACGUACUCGUGUUUCUCGUGCACCUGACUUUACAAUGCAUGCCUCACAGUUGACACAAGAUGAGCCUGGUCAAUCUACCACUCCUACGACAUGGGCUAGGCACCGGACCAUAUGA
Molecule: messenger RNA, 729 nt
Organism: Tripterygium wilfordii
Lineage: Eukaryota; Viridiplantae; Streptophyta; Magnoliopsida; Celastrales; Celastraceae
Product: serine/threonine-protein phosphatase 7 long form homolog
Exons: 2
Coding region: 1-729 (242 amino acids)
Source: RefSeq, a predicted model, not a curated record